Molecule: messenger RNA, 2653 nt
Organism: Chilo suppressalis (striped riceborer)
Lineage: Eukaryota; Metazoa; Arthropoda; Insecta; Lepidoptera; Crambidae
Source: the annotation of a GenBank genome assembly
GUAAAAUCAAAAAUGGAGAAUCCUCAAGAAUUAGUGCCAUUGGAAGCUGGCAUCACCCGACCUCGGCUAAACCGCCAUUGCAGCCACCUAGCUUCGCGUGGUUGCUUCCGAGGGCCCAUCAGGAUCUGCAGACUGCUGGUGCUUCUCAUCUUGCUGCCAAGCGUGUUCAUAUUCCUGCCGCUUUACAUGAGAUACCGUGUGUUUUCAGGACAAAUGUACCCUAUGAGUAUGACAGAUAUGAGACUGAUCGAUGGCAGAAUAUCAACGACGUGGUGUCAAACACAAGUCGUCAGAUCUAACACUACCUUCAACGCGUUCGUGGUGCCAGGUCCGCCGCAACUGACCGACGAGCUGGUGCCAGUCUCCAUGACCAGGGAACUGGAGCUCAAUGACGACAUGAAGGAGUACUGGGGCUUCUACCUGCUGAAGGGGUCUACUGUCACUGUGUCCACGUGCGUCAGAUGGCCAGGAGCAUCGCUGAUAAUGAUCAAAGGGUACAAACACUUGCAAGAGUGCGCGUACAUCGGGGACGAUUCUUCAGAGGAGUUGGACGAGCUAAUGGAGGCCAACAAGCUGGGGCUGAUCUCCGACGACUUGCUGCUGGAGAAAAUACAGCAGCUGAAGAAGGUGGACGGCAAGGCGAAUCAACCAGGCACGAUGAAGCGUCAUAAAGCUGGUGUUAGUUUCCAUGAUCCAAGCCACACCACCAAUGUCACGUCGCCAGAAUCGGUGCCAACUGCUGAUAUCACGGAGCAGGACCCUAAGGAACUCCGAGAGCUUCUGGAACGUCUCCACGCCUUGCGUCAAGCGGCUAAAGACGAGCUUGCGAAGCACUACCGGCCUCCCUCGCACCUCAUGUCGCUGCCGAGCUUGCACCGCCACCGUGAUACAAAUGUGGACAGGGAUGAGUUUAAAUGGAUCUCUUUCACUGAUAUCGAGAAUAAAAAUAAAGCCAACAAUACGAGAAUCACCACCAAUGAAGCACGUACCAUAAUACCCAUAUCCGUAGCCCAUAAUGUCUCUUCAACAGUCGAAGAGGAACAAAAAGUACCUGAAAAAAGUAUCACACACGCCAGCAUGACUGAAAAAGUAGAAAAUAUUAAAGAAAAAGAAGAAGAUAUCCAAGAAACAGCUACAACAGAAGAUGAUAGACCAAUCAAAGAAGUCGAAACGAAAUAUACGACACAGGUACCACCUACGACACCCAACUUGAUCGAUCAAGAAACUUCUCGCGAAAUCUUUGAAGACGUGUUCCAGAGGCUGCAGGCGCUAGGAGACAGAGGCAAAAGGGUGGUCACCAGACUUCACGAAACCAUGGGGGUGGAGUACAAUCAGACUUCGAAUAUAAUGUCGACUAUCACGGGAAGUGAUGAGGAGCUGGACAGACUGAGAAGAAUAUUGGUAGAAGCCAUAGACGAGGAGAAAACUCGGACCCAGAGACAAGAAAGGAGACGCCAAGCUAAUGAAAACGCGCGUGCCAAACGGGAGCUCAUGCUAGGACAGAUUGAGCUUCAGAAGCAACUCAACGAAGAUGAUGAGGCCAGGGACUAUGCAGCUGAAGAGGACCUCCAACCUGAUGGCUACGCGGAACACCACGAGCAAGUGACAGAAACGCCUACGGGGCUGGACAUGAGCAACUCCGAGUUCUGGUCAUCGUUUUCAAGCAGUGAAGAGGCUUUGCUAGCCUGCGAUGGACUUAUACUCAACUUGCCACUGACUCCACAUCCAUCGUGCCAUAGACAAGCUUCGGAUGCUGAAGGAUUUACCGCAGCUAGGGCAAAUGCCCUCACAUACAGAGUACCGUCGAACGGCUACUACUUCUUCGUAUUCAACUCGGAGAACGAAGUGCAGACGAACUUCAUAAAGGCACGCUUCGAACUGCAGAAGACGCGGUACGACGUUGCAAGGACCGCACUCAGGGAGUGCAGGAAUAGCACGGCGAGGUGCGACUUGCCGUUAGACAUAUUCUCCAGUCAGAAGGUGGUUCUAGAAGUGCCCUUGCGCAACAAUGACUCGCUGUGGAACGAGCAGUUCGUGAUCAUCUCCGAAUGUGAACCCCGUACCUCAGUAUACCUGAUCUGCGUAAUCGCUGUGCCAUUACUCAUUAUGGUGUUCGCAUUCCAAUAAAACUCGAGAGUGAAUAAAAUGUGGUCCGUCUAAACCUCCUUGAUGCCAGCACAUCGGUAGUAUGUAGGACUUCGUAUGAAUAUACAUAUAUACACUAGCUGUGCCCCGCGGUGUUACCCGCGGUUUAUAAGGGAUAUUUUACAGUAAAACGUAGCCUUAUUUUUUUUAUAGAUAGGUCCGACAAAUGACUCCACCCACCUGAUGUUAAGUGAAGGUGAAGUCCAGACGCGAAGAUAGCUGGUACAGCAGUUCUACCUGCCACACCAGCCAUCCUCACCCUGCCGGCCUGCAUGUUGCUUCUUCACGCCUCUUUUAAAGGAUCCCAGGUUGUAAGAGGGAGGGAACACGUGAGCGGGCAGAGCAUUCCAUUAACGGAUAGUGCGACAAAAAAAAGAGUCACCAAAUUUCUUUGUAGCCUAUGUGUCCUGGAUUAUCACAUGGAUGUAACCUGGAUGUCAGCUUCCUCCAUACCAAAUUUAAUUAAAAUUUCUCCAUCCGUUUAGACGUGAAGAAGUAACAAACAUAC